UUGGUUGUUCGCCGUUAGUCUGGGCUCCGAUGGUUUAGCCCCGGAGGGUGGAUUGCAGCUGCGUCAGCUCCGUGAGAAGAGAUUUCUCUCGGCGAUGGUGAAUAAAUAAUGGUUUUUGGUUGCUGAUUACCAACCGGAAAACAUGGCCUGCGGAACGGAAUCUGUAGUAUUUAAGGAAUUUUGUCCUCUGUAUUCCAUCAUCAAUGCAAUUCCUGCAAAAGUCCAGAAAGGAUUUCGGUCUAUAAUCGUUUACCUGACGGCCCUGCAUGCCAAUGGCGACUAUAUUGCGAUUGGAAGCAGCAUUGGCAUGCUAUAUCUGUAUUGCCGGCAUACAAAUCAGAUGAAGAAGUAUAAUCUGGAGGGGAAGAUGGAGUCAAUCUCUGUUGUGAAACUUCUAAGCUGCUUUGAUGAUCUUGUAGCCGUGGGCACGGUCUCUGGAAGGGUAGCAAUUUUCCAGUUAGUGUCCCCUUUACCUGGGAGAAACAAACAGUUAAGGCGAUUUGAUGUACUCGGCAUUCACAAGAGCAGCAUCACUGCGUUGGCUUGGAGUCCAAAUGGAAUGAAGCUGUUUUCUGGUGAUGACCGCGGGAAGAUUAUUCAGUCUGAUCUAGACUUGGACAAGGGUUCUUGUAAUUCGAGCCUUAUACUCGAAGAGUUGUCCUCAGUUGUCCAACUGGAUUACAACCAGAAGGUGCUACUGGUCUCAACCACCCAAAGAUGUCUACUUUUCUAUACGGAGGAAAAAUCGGUGAAGCAAGUUGGAAACCAGCCUAGAAAGUUAAAUGGGCGCUACGGAGCAUGUUUCAUACCUGGACUCUGUAGGCAAAGUGACCUUAGGUUGUUUUCGUCAAGGCCAGGCCUGCGAAUCUGGAAGGCUGAUGCCAAUGGAAGUGUCCAGUCCACUUUUCUGUUAAAAGAUGCUCUGUCUCGUGAGCUGAAGUCAUUCGAGUUAUAUCCACGUGCGGACACAUCGCAUGAAAGCAAAUACGUCUUACCUGCCAAGCAUCUUAGUGUGUUAUCUUGCUUUCUGAACGAAGGCUGGGUUCUGAGCUGGGAUGAGUACAGCAUAUAUCUCAUAGACACGCUUAACCAGGCUGUUGUUGGAGGGCUGGAGACCUCAGGAGACAUUGUCUCGGUGUCGUCUACAAACAAUGAAAUAUUUCUCCUCAAGGGGGACAGAGAUAUCAUCCGGAUCUCAGACAUGCCUGAAGGGGCAGUAUCUGCGGGUCUCAGUAGCCCUUUUCGAGUGCGCACUGUAUUCUCUCCAGAAGUUGGCAGAACCCAAUUGGGAACACUAUCUGAUGUUCAAGAAAACCCAAAAAUGGAUGGCCAUACUGUUAAGACUGAGAGGAUACAGAUUGAAACUGAAAAUGACGAAGGUGAUCUAGACGUGACAGGGGUGCAAAAAGCCCAGAGUUGCUCACUUCCUGCAGAAGUAAAAAGCCGGAGCAGUUCCAUGAACUCUCUAGACAGCGGGUUCGGCUUGAAUGCGGCCACAGACCAUAUGUCGCCCAAUAAUGUGCCAAGAGGAUAUAGGUCGUCCUCACAGAGGUUCAGUGCAAUCAGUAGUGAAGAAUUCGAGCAGGAACUUGUUGUGCAAUCCAUUAAAGUUAAAAAGAAGAAAAAGAAACGCCACGAAAAUGGACCUAGGAAUCAUGACACUGGCUCUUUGGAGAGUACACCAAGUGUGGACAGUCCUCUGACUCUGAACUCGGACUUUUUUUCUGCAACACCCAGCUUGCCAAGUGGUAGUGUAGAUCAGCUAAGUUCCCAGGAAAGCCUGAACAGCGUAAAAUGCCAUAGUGUCUUGGAUGACAGCAGUGCCGAUGUUUUCUGUGCUUUGCAGCCUGUUGAAUCUCCUGCAGAAGCUCCCGAUAAUGAUGUUGGUCCUCUCGAUGAAGGAGGAAAUGUCUCAUUAGAUGUAACCGAAAAGACAAUAGUUCCUGAAAAUGACUCUGCCUCAAUGUCUUUAGACCCAUUGCAGACGGACAACAGUCUGAAACCUACAUUUUUGGUUGACAAGGAAAGUUUAAACUCUCAGCCUGACGCUGAAGGUGGUUCUGCCCUUAAUUUGUUCCCUUCAGAGACUUUUGAAAAUUCUACAAAAUUGAUAGAUGCCCAAGAUUCACUGGAUAUGGCGUCUCUUGCUUUGACUAUACCGGAAGAGACAAAUUCAUUGGAGGUCAACGAAAAACUCAGUGAAAUGCCUAAAGAGGACCAAGAACUAUUUACUAUCAAUACUACUUGCCAUGUAUUCUCAAGUUUCAUUGGGAGUGGCACCUGUCAAAAUGUUUACGCAAAACAAGCCUUUAGAUCUGACAAUACAGAAAACACCAAACAUGCUCACAUGUCUGAAUCAAGUGACGAGGAAGAUAUUUACAGCCAUAGGUUUAGGCGUUCUUCUCCAGAAGAGAAUGUAGCGGAGAUGGAGGCCUCUCAAGAGAUGACUCGGUCCACUCAAGAAGGAGCUUUAGUGAAAUCUGAGCAGCUUGCAGAGAGUUGGAUGGUUUACUCUGGACCUGCCAGUGGAAUUCUCAGUUUGGUUGUGUCCGAAAAGUAUAUAUGGUGCUUGGACUACAAGGGCUCCCUGUAUUGCAGUGCUCUCCCUGGUGCGGGACUACGAUGGCAGAAGUUUGAAGAAUCUGUCCAGCAGGUGGCAGUUUCUCCCACAGGGAACCUUCUUUGGAAAGUAGAACAAAAGACAGACAAAGCCUUUGCUUGCGGAAAGGUAACAAUUAAAGGAAAGCGACACUGGUAUGAAGCUCUUCCUCAGGUUUCGUUUGUGGCAUUGAGUGAUGACACGGCUUGGAUCAUUCGAACAAACGGAGAUCUAUACUUGCAAACAGGUUUGAGCGUUGACCGUCCUUGUGCCCGAGCUGAAAAGGUUGAUUGUCCCUGCCCAUUGUCCCAGAUUUCUGCCAGGAAUAAUGUGGUUUGGGCUCUUACUGAGCAACGUGGCCUACUAUACCGGGAAGGAGUGAGCAGCUUCUCACCUGCAGGCGAUGAGUGGAAAUGUGAUCUUAUCAGUGAAAGGCAAGCGUUGGAACCAGUCUGUUUGGCCAUUGGAGACCAAGAGACUGUCUGGACCCUGGAUGCUAGCGGUAACCUGUGGUUCAGGACUGGAGUAACUUCAAAAAGACCUGAAGGAGAAGAUGACCAUUGGUGGCAAGUCAGCAUCACAGAUUACGUUGUCUUCGACCACUACACCUUAUUUCAAACCUUGAUCCAGGCAACACACACUGUGGCCACCGUGGCACAGGCACCUGUUGAAAAAGUAGCCGACAAGCUUCGAAUGACCUUCUGCUCCCAGCAGACCCAGUGCCAGCCCAGCCUGCUCGGAGUCAAUAGGAGCGGUGUGUGGAUUACUUCUGGCAAAAAUGAGUUUCAUGUGGCUAAAGGAAGCCUAGUAGGAACUUAUUGGCAUAAUAUUGUUCUACGCGGUACAGCCUCAACUACCAGAUGGGCAAGUGUAUCGACUUCUGCGUCUCCUUCUGCAGAAGGAAGUGUGCUUUGGAUUUGUCAAAGCCGAAAGGAUCUGUUCUGUUUGACGGAUCUGAACCCUCCAUUUAGACCAUCCACAGUCCAACUCCCACCGGACACUGAAAUGAUCCACAUCUCCGCUUGUCCAGACGCUGUAUGGGCAUUAGAUAUUCAUGGAGGCGUGUUCAUCCGAAUACUUUCCAAGACCUGCCCGACAGGAAUGCAUUGGACGCGACUUGAUCUGUCUCAGCUUGGCCCUGUAAAACUCUGCAGUUUUUCCUGUGGAAAUCAGCACAUUUGGGCAUGUGACACCAGCGGAGUUAUUUAUUUCCGAGUGGGAACACAGCCUUUGAACCCUAGUAUGAUGCUGCCUGCGUGGAUCAUGAUCGAGCCACCAAUUCAGCCGGUAGGAAUCAACCUGGUUCGAGUCUUUUCCAGUCCCAAUGACUGCAUGCUCUGGACCAUUGAUAACAAAUACAAUGUUUAUGUAAGGAUUGGAAUAACCGAAGAAAUGCCCGUUGGAAUAGACUGGGAGCAUGUACCGGGAUUGCAAGCCUGUCAGCUAGCUGUAAGUACAAGAACCGUGUGGGCGCGCUGUCCGAACGGAGACAUCGCAAGACGCUACGGCAUCACCGAAAAGAACUCGGCUGGAGAUUACUGGAAAAAGAUCCCCGGAAACGCGGCCUGGUUAUCAGUGACCACACUGGAUGAGCUGUGGGCAGUGGAUACAAAUGGCUAUCUUCUCCAGCGACUUACCAAGACCUACAGUCAUCACCCCAACAUUCCCUUAAACGACACAUAUCUUUUGCACUCUGAUUUUGAAGAUGAAUGGGAGGUGAUCUGAUGUAGUGUUACUGAGGAUGGCUGCUGUGUGAUAUUCAAUAUGCUGCUAAAAGCCUGUGUUGUCCUUAUUAACAUUUCAUGUGUAUAUAUAUAUACGCACUUUGCCUGGUCCAUAACAUUUCCAUCUGCUGCACCCGUGCUCUUGUUACAGAGGCACAAGACAAAGCUGUAUAUUGUUUUGGUAUUAUUUGGUGUUGUAUCAAUCUGUGUUCCACCCAUGCAUGAAUAAAAUGCAUAGCAUAUCCUAACAAGGCAGAUUAAACAAACCGCACAACUAAUACUUCUACAAAGGGGAAUUCUAGCCCAUCCCAAAAGGGAACAGGGAUACCCACGGAAGAAAACUACCUUUUUAAAAGUCUAAAUGGUAAACCUACUUUACACAAAAUCAAAUCUUUAGAAGUCUUGCCCUGAAAAUACAGCUGUCGUAAACUGCCUUUCUUCGAAUAAGUUUUGUAUAAUCUGAAAGAUCACAUGUGUAUUUUAUAUUCCUAUAUAGGUUGCAUUUCAUGACUUGUAUCCAAAACAAAUGAAUUGUAAAAACAGUAACAGCCACUUCCCAGGAUUUUAAUUAUAUGUUUGAGUAUCCCUAUAUUUAUCAGGUAUGUACUUGUAAGGUGUAAAAAUACAUGUAGAAAAUCCACACAGCUCUAUCCUGCACCUGGCAGCCUGCUUAUAGAGAAGAGGACAAAAGAAACAAUGUUUCUAUUUCUCCUUCUCAUUUGCAUUGUGUGCCCUGGCUGUGCCUUGUCUGAACUGGAUGAUGUCAUCUGCUAAAUCUUUAUUAUAAAUCUUUAUUAUUUCCAUUUAUUUUUCUGUAGUUUUCAGUAAACCAUUCAUUAUAAUAUGUUUUUUUAACUCUGCUGCACAUGCAUGGUACAUUUCAUUAAGUAGCAAUCAGGGAUAUUGUGUGGGUAUAAUGGACGUUUAGUUAAAUUCAUCAAACUGCAAUAAAGAUCCUUUUCUAAUAUGAAUAACUAUAGGUAACCGCAAAGUUAUCAUUUUGCUAUUGUGAUAACCAGAGUAGACACAGAUUUAGUUAACGUUUAUGAUCUUUAUCUUUAACCUAUCGUGCCACCCAGUUCGUGACUUGCUCUCUCAAUGAAUGCCAGCUUCAGCACAGCAACUACAGUGGGUCAGACAGGAGAUAUUCCGUGAUUUGUGGACACAAGAUUGCCAGUAGUAUCCAAGAUGUCUGUAGAAUAAGAUCUAUUGGUAUCGUAGCAUUUAGGUUCUGUCUAAUUUAGGGAUUUAUUCCACAAACAGAAAGUUAAUGACUGAUUUACAAAAUGUAAGCUAAAAUUGCAGUUUAUUUGAAAGUGAUUUUUUUUUUUUUUUUCACUUCUUGGAAUUCUGGUUUCAAAGUGGCAUAAAUGUAUACUGGAAGCAGCCUCUUAAAUGUAGAACGUAGAUGUCUGCCUUGUGACAUUAUAUAGGAAGUAUUAUUUGGAUAUAGAUCACAUUUUAUCUGAAGCUCCCCAGCCUUGCCGUUAAUUGUCAGUUUAAAGCUCUGUGGUUUUUCACGUUUCAAACACUGCAUUCACUGUCCGCACCGGACAAUCGCCAUAAUGCUUUCCUCCAAGUUUGGCGUGCUAAAGCACUACAUUGACUUGAAAUUGGCCAUGAUCAUUCUCAUCUAGAACGCUAAUGUUACCCAGUUUAGUUCAUUGGCGGGUUUUCAGGCCUGCGUUACUACUCAUUCUUACAUAAUUAAAAAAAAUUCAUUGUGAUUUUGUCUAACUGUUGUAAAUAUUAAUUCACCUUAUUCACCUGACUUGGUUUCCCACUAUAUUUAUAAAUUUGUGAUUAGCCCCACGGAUUCUGGUGAGCACUUUGGACCUGUGCGUUUUGUGUACUUUAGACCUAUUUGCUGCUGGAUAGAAAUUAAUAUUUUCGGUUGCACACAGGAGUUCUGUUAAGUAGUCUCACUGGCUUAGGGUUAAUGGUAUCUUACAUUUUGUUCGAAAAUAGGUAACCGGCCUCUGAUUUCUAAAUGAUAUAUAGAUUUGCAUUUCAGAUUUUAUCAGUUUACUGUAACUUGUUCGAUAUAUGCUAUGUGAUCCCCUUUUAAAGAUGGGGGUUUUAGUGAAACUAAUGUGCUAAUUUAUUAUUCAGACCUGUUUAGCUUUAAUAUAUAUAUAUAUACUGUUUUAACAGUUUUAUUAUUGUUUAAAUAAAAUAAUAAAGUUGUUUGGCACUGUGUGCUUAUUUGCAUGUGA
Pelobates fuscus (common spadefoot toad) is the source of this 6539-nucleotide messenger RNA. RefSeq names its product tectonin beta-propeller repeat containing 2 (gene TECPR2). Gene Ontology annotation, molecular function: protein binding. Bases 143 to 4324 code for a protein of 1393 amino acids. The transcript is spliced from 20 exons. Lineage: Eukaryota; Metazoa; Chordata; Amphibia; Anura; Pelobatidae. The record is from RefSeq and is a predicted model, not a curated record.